AUGGAGGAGUCUCAGUUCUACCGAUGGCUUCAUCUGUUGGGUCUCCUGGCUCUAUCAUAUCUGGUCCUGAAACAGGUGUGGACCAUGCUGAUCGGGAUGAAAACCCAUAUACUCUCCCGGUGGUGGAAGACAAACCUCAAGAAGAAGUAUGGAGGAUGGGCAGUGGUAACUGGAGCGUCAAAUGGAAUCGGGAAGGCCUAUGCAAAGGAGUUGGCCAGGAGAGGCUUCGAUGUCGUCCUCAUCAGUCGCAGUGUGGAGAAGCUACAAAAUGUUGCAGAUGAGAUAGAAAAAGAGAGUCAACAAAAAACCAAGAUCAUCGAGGUAGACUUCACAGAAGGGACUGAGAUUUAUCCAAAAGUGGAGAAGGCUUUGAAGGACUUGGAUAUCGGAAUUUUAGUGGUAACUGGAGCGUCAAAUGGAAUCGGGAAGGCCUAUGCAAAGGAGUUGGCCAGGAGAGGCUUCGAUGUCGUCCUCAUCAGUCGCAGUGUGGAGAAGCUACAAAAUGUUGCAGAUGAGAUAGAAAAAGAGAGUCAACAAAAAACCAAGAUCAUCGAGGUAGACUUCACAGAAGGGACUGAGAUUUAUCCAAAAGUGGAGAAGGCUUUGAAGGACUUGGAUAUCGGAAUUUUAGUGAACAAUAUUGGAAUAUCUUACUACCCCGGAGCAAGAAGAUUUCUUGAGGUCCCUGAUGUUAACAAGGGGAUAAGCGACAUCAUGAACUGCAAUGUACUAUCCAUGGUGCAUAUGACCCGGAUUGUGUUACCUAGAAUGGUGGAGAGGAAAAAAGGUCUGAUCAUAAACAUCUCCUCCGCUGCCGGGGCCCGUCCUUAUCCAUCAUUAACAAUGUAUUGCGCUACUAAGGCUUUCAUGGACUUUUUCUCCCGCUCCCUCUACUACGAGUACAGAUCUGAUGGGAUUACAGUUCAGUCUAUUAUGCCGCACUUGGUGUCCACCAACAUGAACUUCAACAUGAAGACCAAUAUUAUGGUGAAAACCAGUGAUGACUUUGCCCGGGAAGCUCUAAACACUGUGGGGUACUCCCAUCGGAACAAUGGCUGCCUCAUCCACAGCUUCCAGGAUUACAUCCUUGAUCAACUGCUGACUGAGACCUUCAUGAAUUCACAGAUCUGUCUGUUCAUUGGUGGCUAUGCAUUGAGAAUUCUCUUCAAGAUGCUGAUGAGGAACAAGAGUCAAUAAUAAAUAAUUAGGGAAAUUG
Messenger RNA from Bufo bufo (common toad), 1216 nucleotides. Its product is annotated as very-long-chain 3-oxoacyl-CoA reductase-B-like. The transcript has 14 exons. Gene Ontology annotation, cellular component: endoplasmic reticulum. NCBI's taxonomy places the organism in Eukaryota, Metazoa, Chordata, Amphibia, Anura, Bufonidae. Gene Ontology annotation, molecular function: oxidoreductase activity. Bases 1 to 1197 code for a protein of 398 amino acids. The record is from RefSeq and is a predicted model, not a curated record.